UGAUGACGUAUCAGGAAGUUUACCGGUGCCGCUGUGAUGGUUUACUGAGGGGAAAAGUUGACUUUAUUCAUUAAAUUAACCACCCAACUCGAUAGGGACUGCUUGCGGCGAUGCAGUCGUCCGUGCGAGAGAUCCACGUCUCAUCAGAAGCAGACACCUCCUACUUCCUGCGUGUGGACAGGGGUGGGCGGGGCUUGGUGUCAGGCUUCCAGUUGAUGCUGACUGAUGGACAAGAUGCUUGGAGAGGAGAAGUGAGCAAGGCAAUGAUGGGCCAGGAGGUAGCCGAAUUGGAGAUGCCCGAGGACGCGUACAUCCAGGACCUCCAGCAGGCGCUGACUGAGACGGAAAGCUCUGCCUCUUACCACUUCACCCUCUCGCCGUCUCCGCCCAGUCAGAGCGCGCCACUCACGCUGACGUACAACAAAGUUCUAAACGACAUCUCGUUCAGGUUGGGCUCGGCCUUAUUGAGCCCGCUCCCGGAGCCCGCAGAGGCCGUGAGAGGAUUGCUGACACACAGUCUGGAGAGACGAUCCGCCCUGGAGCACCAAAACCAGGAUCUGGAGGGGCAGAACCGACGACUGAGACAAGAGCAUCAACGCAUCACGGCAGAACUAAAACGCUACGCAGACGGCAAAGAAGACCUGGAGGCAGAGCUUUACUCCAGAUUCGUCCUGGUCCUGAACGAGAAGAAAGCCAAGAUCCGCAGUCUGCAGGACACACUGAGAGAGCUGCAGGAAGUGAAGGCUGCGGAGCAAAAGAAGGAGCCGCUCAAACGGGACCGAGCAGAAACGGAGGAGGAAGACGAAUAUGGUGGCAGCACUGAUGACGAGCAAGAGGACCGUAGCCCUUCGCUGGUCGCCAUUGCACCUUCUCGUGAGACGCUGUCCUCCUCUCCAAGCCCAUUGGACGACAUGUUGAGUGACAUCACAGACGUGGCGCCCUGUCGCAAACGACGCUUCCGUCACCUUGCGGGCUCAGACGCAGCGAACAAGCCACCACUUCAGAUGCUGAGCUCCCAGAAGACGAGCAGGAACGACUCCCCCGCAGCAGCCAAUCAGCAGCCUGCGCCGUCACAGCGCCGUUCCGAUGUGUCAGCAGCAGCAGAGGACCUGUUUGAGGACUUCUGACCCCCCACAGCAUAACCACGUGGUUACACAGGGAUGUAAGAACCGCUGGAAGUGUCUGUUGCAAAGGACUGAGCGGACACCUCAAAUGGGACAUCUUUCAACAUGAAGGGACUUGAAGGGACUUGGCUAGCCUGAUAGAAGCACAUGAACACACUUUAGAGACCCCCCGUACCCCCACCCCCAACCCUGAUGGACCACUAGAGGCUCCCAGUGGACCAUCAGGAUGCAAGGUAACAUGUAAAUAACAUCUAUGUAACAUCUAUUGGGGGGGGGGGGUCAUGAGUAAAAGUCGCCCAUCUGGGGUCCCUUGAGUUUCCCACCCUUGGGUCCCCUGAGGACAGAAUAAGUCUUCUCCCAUAAACGGCUAUGAAGACCUAAGCACAUUUGACUUUACUUUUUUUGCUUGGAGCUCUUGGUCAACUUGAGUUCUAAUAAAAAAUACCAAACGUUAAUUAAUGUUAAUUAAAAAGUUAAUGAUGUCACUGUUAAUUAUGUGCUUAGAAAAAUACAAACAAUAAAAUAUUCAUUUUCUACCGCUAAUCCUCACGAGGGUCACAGGGGUGCUGGAGCCUAUCCCAGCGGUCUUGGGGCGAGAGGUGGGGUCCACCCUGGACUGGUGGUCAGCCAAUCACAGGGCACAUAUAGACAAACAACCAUUCCCACCCACAUUCGUACCUAUAUUCAUACCCUCGACCAUCUCUAUGUGGAGUUUGCAUUCCAAGGGGGGGUUAUAAAUGAAGUCAAUGGAACGUUUUUGUUCUCCAGCGGCAUGGAAGGGUGGGAAAUGUGGAUUAUGACACCGCAUAAGAAAACAACAAAAUCAACUUUACUACUAAUCUUAUGUAUAGUUUGACAUAGAGCACCGCCCCCCCAACAUCUAGAGAAUAAUAUGUAUUUUUACAGUGACCUCAUAUGGACUCUUAGACGGUUAAAACCCCAGAAAUAUUUACGUUGAAAACGUGUUUGUAUAGCGGUCUUUGGGAGUAGCCUUCUUUGUCCUCUAGGGGCCUGGAAGGGUGGGACAUUGUGUCCGGGCGUCUGGUUGGACCUGGAAGGGUGGGACAUUGUGUCCGGGCGUCUGGUUGGACCUGGAAGGGUGGGGCAUUGUGUCCGGGCGUCUGGUUGGACCUGGAAGGG
This is a messenger RNA of Doryrhamphus excisus (bluestripe pipefish), 2264 nucleotides long. RefSeq names its product DNA repair protein XRCC4-like. Lineage: Eukaryota; Metazoa; Chordata; Actinopteri; Syngnathiformes; Syngnathidae. Gene Ontology annotation, molecular function: DNA binding. Gene Ontology annotation, biological process: double-strand break repair via nonhomologous end joining; positive regulation of ligase activity; immunoglobulin V(D)J recombination. Gene Ontology annotation, cellular component: DNA-dependent protein kinase-DNA ligase 4 complex; DNA ligase IV complex; nucleus. The record is from RefSeq and is a predicted model, not a curated record.